AUAGCCAUUCAUCUCCGUAUUUUAGUCAAAACAGGGCUAAUUUUCCUAUUGAAUCAUUGGGAUCUGUAUGGUUAAAGCAUCCUUUUUCACUGAUGCCCACGUCGACAUUGUCAACAUCCCAAAAAUCAUGAAUUUUUAAGCCAUUUAGAACUUAGAAUGUUUAGAAUAGAUUUUCACUUAUCGCCAGAUGGAAUUUUCGAUGGUUUUCAUCCAUUUUUCAAUUUUCUUAGGCCGGGCAGCAGAUUCCCUGCUUGCCUCGGUGACGAGACCUGACCACGAUGGUAUCCACGCCGACACGCUGCCUCGGCUGCCAGAGGAAAGUGAGGAGUCGAGGGGAUCUCUCCCGGUCCUGACCGGUCCACAUGCUGCCGGCACUUGCCAACCUUGUGUUUUGUUUGCGGCGACAGUGGGGUGUCACAAAGGAGAGAGGUGUCAGUUCUGCCAUAUGCCACAUGCUCCAGACGCACGCUCGGCGACUCGCGGUGUGCGCAAGCACACUCGUGAUAGCAUCAAGCAACGAGUCUUGGGGCUCCUGCGACCCCCUGUUGAUUUGGACGCGAUCCACUCAGACCUACAAGGGGAAGCUGAUCGGCACCCCUUUGGCAGAAAGUUGAUCAUCAAGUUAUUGCAGGAAACUCCAGAAGAAUAUCGGCAUUAUCGUCACCUUGAGCAGGUUGAAAACCGAUCAAAAGCUUCUUCUGCAGGAAUUUAGGUGGUUUUGGACUUUUGAAUAUUUUGAACCAGAUGGUAUGAUGUAGAACCCCAGUUUUUCGGACAUGAAACAACAACGACAGGCGCCAUGCCCAAGGGAAACGAAC
This is a messenger RNA of Cladocopium goreaui, 818 nucleotides long. The record is from the annotation of a GenBank genome assembly. Lineage: Eukaryota; Dinophyceae; Suessiales; Symbiodiniaceae.